This is a messenger RNA of Microtus ochrogaster (prairie vole), 2242 nucleotides long. It is a transcript of the gene Slc17a4, whose product is annotated as solute carrier family 17 member 4. Gene Ontology annotation, molecular function: transmembrane transporter activity. Gene Ontology annotation, biological process: transmembrane transport; sodium-dependent phosphate transport; monoatomic anion transport. Lineage: Eukaryota; Metazoa; Chordata; Mammalia; Rodentia; Cricetidae. Gene Ontology annotation, cellular component: apical plasma membrane. The record is from RefSeq and is a predicted model, not a curated record.
CGGCACAAAGCCCACAAACAAAAUGACCGGAACCAGAACCAUGCGCACUGCCUUCCUCAGGCAUCCUAUGUAACGUUAUGAGUCUAAUAUAUUUGGGGAAGUUUCCAUCUAUCUUCCGUGGCUUACAUCUGAGGACUUGGCUUAGAUGGGCUGCAUCUCUGGAUGUUUAUCAUUUGAACCUCAAGCUCAUAUAAAUAGAUGCUGAACCUUAGGAAGAGAGAGAAAAAAUGCCUACUGGAGCAGACAUCAAGGAGAGAGUGGGAGACAGUUCCCAUGACAGCAAUUCAAACAUGACCCAAGAACAAUCCUUCAAGAAAGGUUUUUGUUCACUGCGGCAUUGCCUGGCCUUCAUCUUGCAGCUCUGUAAUUUUUCGAUCUAUACCCAACAAAUGAACUUGAGCAUUGCCAUAACAGCCAUGGUGAACACCACAGCAGCAACCAGCCAGCCCAACAUUUCCACUGAAAGACCCCCCACUGACUCACAGAACUUAUGGAAUGAAACAGUACAGGAAUCUAAGGCCCCAGUGUAUGACUGGACUCCAGAGAUCCAGGGUAUCCUCCUCAGCUCCCUGAGCUACGGGUCAUUCUUAGCUCCGAUCCCCACUGGCUAUGUGGCUGGAGUAUUUGGAGCCAAGUAUGUGGUUGGAGCGGGUUUGUUAAUUUCUUCAGUGCUGACUCUCUUCAUUCCACUGGCGGCCGACACUGGAGUAGCCUUGCUCAUUGUCCUUCGGGUCAUCCAAGGCAUUGCUCAGGUUAUGGUAUUAACAGGUCAGUACUCAAUAUGGGUCAAAUGGGCUCCGCCAUUGGAAAGGAGUCAACUCACCACCAUUGCUGGAUCAGGGGCAAUGCUUGGGACCUUCCUUGUCCUCAUUGCUGGUGGUCUUCUUUGCCAGACCCUCGGUUGGCCUUAUAUCUUCUACAUCUUUGGUGGAAUUGGCUGUGCCUGUUGCCUGAUCUGGUUUCCUCUCGUAUAUGAUGACCCACAGAAUCACCCCUUUAUCAGUGCUGGUGAGAAGAGAUACAUUGGGUGUUCACUGGCUCACGAGGAUUGCUCACCAGGCUGGUCUCUUCCAAUUAAAGCCAUGGUCAAAUCUCUCCCACUUUGGGCUAUUGUAGUUUCUUACUUCUGUCAGUAUUGGCUGUUAUCCACAAUGAUGGCAUACACACCCACGUAUAUCGGCUCUGUACUUCAAGCAAACCUCAGAGACAGCGGAAUCUUGUCGGCCCUGCCAUUCGUGUUUGGCUGUGUCUGCAUUAUCCUGGGGGGACUACUGGCAGAUUUUCUCCUCUCCAGGAAAAUCCUCCGACUCGUGACUAUCAGGAAGCUCUUCACUGCAAUAGGGGUCCUUGUCUCAUCUGGGAUCCUCGUGCCCCUGCCGUGGGUCAGCUCUAGCCGCAGCACCACAAUGGCCUUCUUGGUUCUGUCGUCUGUCUUCUGCAGCCUCUGCGACUCAGGGGCCCUCAUAAACUUCUUAGAUAUUGCUCCAAGGUACGCUGGCUUUCUCAAAGGACUACUGCAAAUCUUUUCGUAUAUAGCGGGAGCCGUAGCUCCUACUGCUGCUGGAUUUUUUAUUGGUCAGGAUCCAGAGCUUGGCUGGAGAAAUGUCUUCUUACUGGCAGCUGCUAUUGAUGUUGUAGGCCUGCUCUUCUACCUCGUCUUCGGCCAAGCAGAGGUCCAGGACUGGGCUAAGGAACAGACCCAUCUCUGAGAAGAGUGAGCAAUGUGUGAGAUCCUGAUACUUCCCUUCAAAGACCUGCUUUUGUGACUACUUGGCUGCUAAAGACAUCUAACCAAAAGGGGCUUUGUUCCAGGGUCAUCUCAGAGAUCCUGGCUAGAUGAUACUAAAGGCAUUCCUCCCCCCCCACACACACACAAUUGGAGGUCUCACAAGGGAAGGGAACGGUUGGUUGUUUAGAACUGUAACUGUAUGCUCCUGGUAGCACAGGUGUGUCCAACUUUCUAUGAAUCCUCUAUACUUUCCCCUGUUGCCAUGGUAAAAGCAUCAGGGGUUGGAAGAUAAUUUGCAAUAAAACUGAAGAGGAAGUCAGAAGUACAGGAGUGAUGUGUUGAAACCAUGGGAGAGUGGUACCAUGAACUCUGUAAGCUGCCAGCAAUAGAGACUUGACAACCUGGACAACAGAACAUCUACAGGGGCAGGAGGCCAAAGUGGACAGUGGCUCUCAUGUUAAGUGAGAGGGUUAAAGAGCCAUUGUGAGUCUUGGUGUGUGCAGAGUGUCUAAG